AUGAAUGUAGUAAAAGAAGAAUCUAUAAGUAUAGUAGAAAAGCAACAGGAAAGUUCAUUGAAUGACUUAUCGGCUACGUUAAUUCCAACAACAACUCCUUCGUCCUCCUCGAAAACAAAAACAACAGUGACGACGUCGACAUCGAAUAUUAUUAAUAAAGAUACCAUUGAAACUGAACACGAUGAUGUUUUAAUUCGAGUAGGAGAACAACCUGAUUUAAAAAAGUUUCGAGCAAAUUCAAAAUUAUUAAGUAAUAAAUGUAGUUAUUUUCGUACAGCAUUAUCGAGCAAUUGGGCAAGAAAAGAGGAUGAUGUAUUUAUAAUUGAGAAACCAAACAUUAGACCAAAGGUUUUUGGAGUUAUAUUGAAUUAUAUUUAUAAAGGGACAGUUGAUUGGAAAAUAUUAGAAGGAGAAGAUUUUCUUGGAGUUUGGUUAGCAGCAGAUGAAUUUAUGUUGGAUGAUUUAGAGAGACAGAUUCGAGAAUUAUUUGAAAAGAAAUCAGAAAUGUUGAAAAAGAAUUUUAUGAAAAUAGUGAGAUUAGUAUAUCAAAAUGAAACAUUGGAAAGAUUUCGAUCAAAUUGCGUAGAUAUUAUUAAUACAACAACGUGGUUUCAGGAAAGUUCUAAUUUUGGUACGUUAGAGGAAUCAAUUUUUCAAAGUUUAUUAUCUGAGGAAGAACACUAUGUUCAUGAUGGGGUUAUGUGGAAUUUAUUAAUUUUAUGGGCAAGUUCAUCCAAAAAACCAAUAUUAAAUUCAAGUAAAGUGAUGGAAUGGACGGAUGAAAAAUUUGAAUUACUUAAGAGUAGGAUGGAUCAUUUUGUACAUUUUAUAAGAUUUUCAUUAAUUUCACGUAAUGAUUUUUAUGAUUAUGUUCUACCUUAUAAACGUAUUUUACCAGCAGAUACAACAAAUAAUGCGGCAUUACAAUAUUAUCUUUAUUGUUUGGAUGAGGGAGGAAAUCCAAAGCUUGAUGUUUUACGUCCACACGUUAUAUUGAAUGAUUCAAAGAUUGUCAAUCAUACUCAUGUUGCUAUGGUUGGAAGAUGGAUUGAUAUUGGAAGAGAGAAAGAAGUUUAUGUAUCUGAUUCUUCUUCGACAAACAAUAAUGGAUAUCACGUUAUAAGUACUGAUGAACAUUUAAGUUUAAACGAAGAACAAGCAAAUUCUUCUUCCAACGCGACGAUAUCAUUGUCGACGGAAGCUACAAAGAAUUCAAAUUCACGUAAUGAAGAAAAAGGAUCAACUAAACUUUCAUGGAAACAACCUUCUUCAUUGAGAAAAUUGUGGACUUUACGUAAAGGAAGAAGACCUGUUUUCCAUCACGAUUCUUCUUCAACUUCUUCAACGACAGCAACAGUCAAGAAAGAAAAUAGUAACGAUAAAAUACAAGUACCUUCAAGUUCAACACAUAUUGACGCAAAAAGAAUUUCUUCAUCGAGUAGAACGUCACAUUCAAAGCAUUUAUCGACAAUUUUUUCAUCAUCAACAUUUACUUAUCAUUUUCAAUUAAUUUAUCGUGGUAGUAGAGAUGGAUUUGAUACAAGAUCUUAUUAUAAUAAAUGUUCGGGACAAGGAGCAACAGUAGUUGUAACUACAAUGAGUCAUUCCCGAAUCAUUUUAGGAGGAUAUUAUCCAAUAAAUACAGAAUCAAGGUAUCCAAUGGAAGUAUUUUCAGGUAGCUCGGAAGCUUUUAUAUUUUCAUUUGGUGAAGGAGAUAAUCCUGAAGAAGAUGCCAUAUUGAGUAGAGUAUUAAAAGAAUAUUCGCAUAAAGCUAUUUGUAGAACAAUUUAUGGGCCUGGGUUUGGUGAAAAUGAUUUAAGUAUUAACUUAUCUGGAAAUAAUCAUUCUAAAAUGGGCGUUUGUAAUAAAAAUUUUUAUGAAAAAAAAAUAAUUGAACCAAAUACUUUUACAUUUGAUGAGAUUGAAGUAUUUAGUGUUACUAGAGAAGCUACCUAA
Funneliformis geosporum is the source of this 1956-nucleotide messenger RNA. The record is from the annotation of a GenBank genome assembly. NCBI's taxonomy places the organism in Eukaryota, Fungi, Glomeromycota, Glomeromycetes, Glomerales, Glomeraceae.